Messenger RNA from Punica granatum (pomegranate), 2122 nucleotides. The record is from RefSeq and is a predicted model, not a curated record. NCBI's taxonomy places the organism in Eukaryota, Viridiplantae, Streptophyta, Magnoliopsida, Myrtales, Lythraceae.
CAGUACAUCAUAUCUUCUGAAUCGGAGCUCUAUAAGGAAAAUAAAGUCAAUUAUUCGGCUCUGAUCGUUGUUUGAUCUUCUAUUUCCCAAAUCGAAGUCGAAAGUCAUGGCAAGAGACGGAAGCAGAGAUGAACAUGAAGCACGCCCUGGUCACUACCUUCUUCUGUCGGAAACUGAAGUUGUUCCGGUCUCAGAUGAUGAUGAUUCACGGCUUCACCAGCUUGGUUACAAGCAGGAACUCCGCCGUGGCCUCACGGCAAUAGGCAGUUUCUCGGUAACGUUCUCCAUCAUAUCGAUACUUACUGGUCUGAACACGAUGUAUGGGAACGGACUAAGGUAUGGUGGGCCUAUGACGAUGAUAUACGGGUUUCCGGUGGUGGGGUUGCUAAGCCUCGCCGUUGGCCUCUCGAUGGCGGAGAUUUGUUCGGCAUACCCGACGUCCGGGGGCCUUUACUUCUGGAACGCCAAGCUUUGCGGAAACCAGUGGGGUCCACUCGCUUCUUGGCUCACGGGCUGGGUGAUAUCCAACUUUGCCUUCUCGUUCUCGAUUAUAUCCGUGCUUACGGGUAUAACCACGCUGUACAACACUGGACUUACAUAUGGAGGCACGAUCUCGAUGGUUUACGGGUGGUUUAUAGCCGGAGUGUUUACUAUGUUUGUGGGAUUGUCGAUGGCUGAAAUUUGCUCGUCUUACCCGACUUCGGGCGGGCUGUACUAUUGGAGCGCCAAACUUGCGGGCAAUAACUGGGCUCCAUUCGCCUCUUGGUUGACUGGCUGGUUCAACAUCGUUGGUCAGUGGGCAGUCACCACAAGCGUAGAUUUCUCACUCGCGCAGCUGAUUUCGGUGAUCAUCCUCCUCAGCACGGGUGGAAAGAACGGUGGAGGAUAUGAAGCAUCAAAAUAUGUGAUCAUGUGUUUCCACGGAGGAAUCUUGCUCCUUCACGCAAUCAUAAACAGUCUCCCCAUCUCAGUGCUGUCUUUCUUCGGGCAGAUAGCUGCUGCAUGGAAUCUCCUAGGGGUCGUAGUUCUCAUGAUCCUGAUUCCUUCUGUUGCGAAGCAAAAGGCUAGUGCAGAGUUUGUGUUCACUCACUUCAAUACUGAUAAUGGGGAAGGCAUAGACAGCAAAGCGUACAUAUUCGUUCUUGGACUUCUUAUGAGUCAGUAUACUCUGACUGGGUACGACGCAUCUGCCCACAUGACAGAGGAAACCAAGAAUGCUGACACGAACGGGCCUCGAGGAAUCAUAAGCUCGAUUGCAAUUUCCAUCAUCUUCGGUUGGGGCUACCUUAUUGGAAUCUCCUUUGCAGUAACCAACAUCCCUUAUUUGUUGAGCACAGACAAUGACGCUGGUGGAUAUGCCAUUGCUGAGGUAUUCUACUUGGCAUUCAAGGACCGUUAUGGUAGUGGAGUCGGAGGAAUUGUCUGUCUAGGAAUUGUCGCUAUUGCGAUUUUUUUCUGCGGCAUGAGUUCAAUUACUAGCAAUUCUCGGAUGGCUUAUGCGUUCUCCAGAGAUGGGGCAAUGCCAUUUUCGUCACUGUGGCAUAAGGUGAACAAGCAGGAGGUCCCAAUAAAUGCUGUUUGGCUCUCCGCUGUUGCUGCCUUCUGUAUGGCGCUGACGUCUCUCGGGAGCUAUGUAGCAUUUGAAGCGAUGGUCUCCAUAGCAACCAUCGGGCUUUACAUCGCAUAUGCCCUGCCCAUUUUCUUCAGGGUGACUCUGGCCCGGAAGUCCUUUGUCCCUGGGCCAUUCAACUUAGGCCGGUUCGGAGUCCUUGUAGGCUGGGUCGCAGUCCUCUGGGUCGCUACGAUCUCAAUCCUCUUCUCGCUGCCCGUCGCCUAUCCCAUCACCAAGGAGACGCUAAACUACACGCCAGUCGCAGUUGGCGGACUGCUAAUUCUCACCAUUUCAACUUGGAUCUUUAGUGCCAGGCACUGGUUUACCGGGCCCAUUAAAAACUUAGAUGAUUCGAAUUAAUGUGCUUCUUCUAUCUGUGAUAAUUGCUCAAAUUGAUAUGCUUUCUUCCGUCUGUAAAAAUGCUGUAAAAAAACAUUGUGUGUCGGAUGAAAAUAUUUAAUUUUUUAUGUGAAAUUUGUUCAAUCAAAGAAAUUUUCCUCUAUUGUUGCA